Messenger RNA from Hyla sarda, 761 nucleotides. RefSeq names its product translocase of inner mitochondrial membrane 17B (gene TIMM17B). Gene Ontology annotation, cellular component: mitochondrial inner membrane; TIM23 mitochondrial import inner membrane translocase complex. Lineage: Eukaryota; Metazoa; Chordata; Amphibia; Anura; Hylidae. Gene Ontology annotation, molecular function: transmembrane protein transporter activity. The coding region runs from base 224 to 628 and encodes 134 amino acids. The transcript has 6 exons. The record is from RefSeq and is a predicted model, not a curated record. Gene Ontology annotation, biological process: protein import into mitochondrial matrix.
ACUGACAGUGAUGGCUUGAGGAGGCCUGGCCAAUCAGCUUUCACCUUAGAGAAACCUCGCUGUCUGUAGCAACCAAUCAGAGCUUAGCUUGUAUCCCCCACACUUUAAUAAGAGGAGGUUCCUGAUUGGUUGAUGCUGUGGGCAGCGCAGAUGUUUAUCCGCCAUCUUUAAACAUCCUAAUUGUCCCUGGAGGAUCGUCGAUGACUGCGGAGGAGCGUUCACUAUGGGAAUCAUCGGGGGCGGGGUAUUUCAGUCAAUAAAAGGGUUCAGGAAUGCUCCGGUGGGAAUGAAACACAGACUACGGGGCAGUGUGAACGCAGUCAAAAUCCGGGCCCCGCAGAUUGGAGGUAGCUUUGCUGUGUGGGGGGGCUUGUUCUCCACCAUUGACUGCGGUCUAGUGAGGCUUCGUGGGAAGGAGGACCCCUGGAAUUCCAUCACCAGCGGCGCUCUGACCGGGGCUGUGCUGGCAUCUCGCAGUGGGCCUCUGGCCAUGGUGGGCUCAGCACUGAUGGGCGGGAUAUUAUUGGCUCUCAUAGAAGGGGUCGGAAUCCUCCUGACUCGCUACACAGCGCAACAGUUUCAAAACCCCAAUCCAUUUGGAGAGGAGCCAAGCGGUGUACCUCACUGACCGCAGACGAGGACAGCUCGGACCUUCCAUGUCAGACUUGUGAACACCUUUACUACAGGUGAAGGUGAAUGUGGGUUUUGUAUAAGAUAAAUGUUCUUAUCCUUCUGUAUAGAAAUAAAGGGCGUUCGUUGUG